This is a messenger RNA of Syngnathus typhle (broad-nosed pipefish), 2170 nucleotides long. RefSeq names its product hairy-related 8.2 (gene her8.2). Gene Ontology annotation, molecular function: DNA-binding transcription factor activity, RNA polymerase II-specific; protein dimerization activity; RNA polymerase II cis-regulatory region sequence-specific DNA binding. The record is from RefSeq and is a predicted model, not a curated record. Bases 1214 to 1789 code for a protein of 191 amino acids. Lineage: Eukaryota; Metazoa; Chordata; Actinopteri; Syngnathiformes; Syngnathidae. Gene Ontology annotation, biological process: anterior/posterior pattern specification; regulation of neurogenesis; regulation of transcription by RNA polymerase II. Gene Ontology annotation, cellular component: nucleus. The transcript has 4 exons.
CUCCUCUUCUCCAGCCUCACAGUCCAGCCUCUCUGGGGGUCAUUACUCUCUUCAUGCUGAUUAGGUUUGCAUGAAUACAAGCCUUUGUUCAUCCUCUGUUCCCACGACCCAGCAUUCGCCUGGCAGUCGCGUGGCUUCAGUGCACGGGCCCCCGCUUCAACGCUCCGUCCAAAGAUAGGUUGGGCAUGUGGUCAAUCUGACAUCUGCUCAGCAAAACAUCUAAAAGCAGAUGCUCGACACUCGCCAGUACAAAGUGUGGUCAGUCAGCCGGUCCCUGGUUCAGCAAAUUGCACACUGCAGGUAUUUUAAGUCCGUAUCUCAUUGAGAAGCAAAGGUUUUGCGUAUGUUUUUUUUUUGUCAGGGUUUGUUGUUGAAUGCUGCAAUCAGUUGCAAAAACAUUAGCCAGACAUUCCUAAACAAUUUUAAUGUUUGCAAACAGUUUCUCUUGUCAUCAUCAGAUUUUGAAACACUGUUGGCAACUGUUUGCAAUUGUUUGCAACAUUUUAGGAACCCUAACCAAAUACCAACAUCUGUACGCUUGCAAACACGCGGCUCAGUGAGAUACGGGAUUUGGGGAAGGUGCUUUAUCCCCAUGUCAGUUGAACCGGAAAGUGCAGAAAUAACUUAUUUAAGAAGAAUACUUUAAAUAAUCUCACCAGAGAAAAUUACAUUUCACAAUUCAAGGAUAUUUCACUUCAUGACUGGACAAUAUAUGCGCUGUGUCACACCCAAUGUGUAUGCACGUGUGCUGCCCUAUUCCCUGGUGAUUUGUCAACAUUUUGUUUUCGUCUGUCUAUGGCCUUUGGGAGUGGAGCUCUGGCUUCUUUGCAGGUGUAAUAUAACGUUGCUGUCGCGAAGAAUGGCUGAGGGGCUCCCCGGGGCAAAUACAUGGUAACUGCACACCCUUGUUCAUCUCUGGGAGAGCAGGAAACGUGCAACUUUCCAUGGGUGGAGGCCUGCAAAAGAGUGCAUGGUUUCAGGGUGGACAUCUGUUGCUCGUGCUUUUCCCCCGCCUCCUCCAGGCCGGUUGGUUCUCUGGGUGAAUCUUUUGAAUGGAGGCAGUGACCUGGCAGUCUUGAGUGUGUGUGGGAAAAUCCCACAGCCAAAGAAUUGCUGUAUUCACAUGCUAAUCGUGUUUGUAUAAAUAGGAGGGACGUAGCGCGCCGAGGGCCCUAGAGACACACUGAGAUUCAGAGAGGAGACUUCCAGCAUCAUGACUGCUUCAUCGAUGGCCCACGCUGGAGGAAAACACGCCAGUGCUAAAGAGGAGCGGAAGAUGCGGAAGCCUCUGAUCGAGAGGAAACGGCGCGAGAGGAUAAAUAACUGUUUGGAUCAAUUAAAAGAGACCGUGAUCAGCGCCUUCAGACUCGAUCAAUCCAAACUGGAAAAAGCGGACAUACUCGAGAUGACAGUGAAACAUCUGCAAAAUAUCCAGAUAAAUAAACUUAAUGACCCUUUGGAGGCCCAGCAGAAAUACAGCACAGGUUACAUCCAGUGCAUGCAUGAAGUACACAACAUGCUCCUCACUUGUGACUGGAUGGAUAAGAUGCUCGGCUCCCGCCUGCUCAACCACCUGCUCAAGUCCUUACCGAGAUCCACUGAAGAGCUACAGCCCACAGCCAGAAAUGAUGUCCAUGGAACUCCAGUCACUCAAGGUGCUCGACCUCAGCGCGAUUCAACCAGGAGGGAGCGGCCCGGCUGCCAUGUGUCUGCUGUCUCUGGGCGCCAGGAUAGAGCUGUGCUCCACGGUUCGCACUUGGGGAUGCUGGAGAUGUGGCGGCCCUGGUGAAGCUCCCAAUUCAAUUCCAUCAGCAUGUUGUUAGGCCAACCUCUGUUAUGUAUCUUAUAGAUAUGCUGCUCAGAAGACAAACGUGGGGCAGUUUUGUUCCAGUCGUUAUUGUUUUAGGUGUGCUAUAAUGUUUCUGUAAAGACCUUUGCGCAGUACUUCCCGUCCGAAGUUGCCUUCUCGUAGCCUGCAUUGUAGAAGGCCCUUAUUAAUCUUUCAUGUAUUUAUUGUGUUAACACGCUAUUUAUUUGCCAUUAUAAUGUAUUUCUUUCCUUCAUUCUUUCACUUUCUUGCCAUUGCAUAGAUCUUUGUCUGAUCCUUGUGCUGAAUUAAUAUCAUCAAUGACAAUAAAAGAUAUUAUUUACUGCAAUUUGGUCAACUGUA